UUUUUUCUCUUCCCGUUCACGCUCAUCAGCCGAGGGAUCGGGAACUUGCUGCAAGUGAGCACAACCUAACAAGUCACUUUGACGUGCAUAAGCUUAGCACGGUUGAUGAUGGUACAUUUAAUUGCCUCCACCGAGGCCAAUUUAUCCCUAGGUAUUUAUCAGGUGCAGAAGUAACCUGCAUUAGCACCUUCUGGGCAACUUUACUCUGCAAACACACCUGCAAUCUUCAUCUUUUUCUUUGCUUUCAUCCUCACCUCGCUCUCUUACACGAGUUUAAUCGAAAGCAGCUAUAGUGGAGGUCUUUCACCGGGCCAACUGAGCUACAGGCGGCUCAUUACGCAGAACCCGCUAAAGCAUUGGUUGUCAGCGCACUCCCCGCUCGUCUCUGGGGCAUCUUCCAGGUACCUGAGACCCUGGGCCGGUUCACCUGCAACUCACUUCCAAUCACUUGCACAACUCCGCCGUGGCCCGCCCACUACACUAUCUCGAGCUACUCAUUUCGUCUCAACUCCAUCUUCAUUCUGCAACCACCCAGUUUUUAGGCGCACAAAACGACUGAAACUCCGACGACGAAGCGCAUGAGCGAGCCCGGAUAACUGCCUUUAGCCUCGUACGGCACUUUUAAAAUACUGUAUCCUAUCAUACUGGCCGGCCACAUCGACCUCUUGUUUCAAACUUUGCGCGUUUCCCUGCUGAUUGUACAUACCCUUCGACUUGUUCUUGUGGUACUGAUUGGUGCUGUGAUGCUACUACGCUCUUCAUCAAUCCACCUCGAAAAACCCUUUCAGCUGAGACAGUGUUAAUAUCACGCUGCGAGUAAUCACCUAUAAUACGAGAUGCCGUCAGCAUCGCAAUCAUCUCAACAAUCAUUCAGCAUGAGCCAACAAUCGCAAUCUGGUGUGGGUAACUCCUUCAGAGGUUACAAUGGCGACUCCGAAGGUGCUACCAUCUACUCGGCAUCGUAUUCUGGCGUCGAUGUAUACGAGAUGGAGGUCAACAAUGUCGCCGUGAUGCGCCGUCGCAACGACUCAUGGCUCAAUGCGACCCAGAUCUUGAAAGUUGCCGGGGUAGAUAAGGGGAAGCGCACCAAGAUUCUCGAGAAAGAAAUCCAGACGGGCGAGCACGAAAAAGUUCAAGGCGGUUAUGGAAAGUAUCAAGGUACUUGGAUAAAAUUCGAUCGAGGUGUCCAAGUUUGCCGUCAAUACGGCGUUGAGGAGCUUUUACGACCACUCUUGACCUACGACAUGGGUCAAGACGGAGGUGUUGCUGGUCGAGGUGAUUUUAACACACCAACCAAGGAACAAGCUAUGGCCGCACAGAGGAAACGGCUGUAUAAUCAAAGUACGGACGGAAGACCUAAUGGUCUAAGUGGGACAUUCUUCAAGAACAUCUCGACUACUGCCUCACAUGCCGUCGCCGCCAUCAGCAAAGCUCGCUUCGAUUCACCAGGCCCUCGAAGCCGCAAUGGCCCUUCGAGAGCACCCUCCUUUAGCCGCCAAGCAUCCAUGCAGAACGGAGACGAUUUCCCUACCAACUCUCAACAGAGCUUUGCCUCUGAUUAUGGACAACAAGUUGAUUCAGCAUAUUCGACGCAACAGAUUAACAACUCGGUUCAGAUUAACGAGACAGAGCCUCCUCGAAAACGCCAACGAGUGACCAUGACGCCAGGCGAUAGCUUUAGCGGAUAUGGGCAAAAUAUGGACAUGUAUGCAGCGGCCUUCCCUGGAUCACCCACGGAACCAAACGAGUCUUUUAUCUACACCCAAAAUACUAUGCAGGAUGGCUCGCCGGUGGACGAGGGCAGUGGGCCCCUGGCGCCUCUCCCUUACGAGAUGUCCCCAGAGGUUGAGAUGAAGCGAAACAUGCUGAUGAGCUUGUUUCUGGAAGCUCCUGGCACCGAUCCUACGAAGCAUGACAUGCUUCGAAGUUACACCCCAAAGGAAUUGGAUAUGCCCAUCGACUUGCAAAGCCACACUGCCCUCCACUGGGCUGCUACACUCGCCCGUAUGCCUCUGCUCCGUGCUCUCAUCGCUGCUGGCGCCUCCCCGUCCCGCGUAAAUGCUUCCGGCGAAACAGCCCUGAUGAGGGCAUGUUUAGUCACAAAUUCACAGGAUCAUAACUCGUUUCCUGACCUCCUCGAGGUUUUGGGCAGCACCAUAGAGGCUCGGGACCACAAGGGACGGACGGUGCUUCAUCACAUUGCUGUGACGAGCGCUGUCAAGGGACGCAACGCUGCAAGCCGGUAUUACCUUGAAAGCCUUCUGGAGUGGGUUGUAAGGCAAGGUAGCGCACCUAAUAGUCAGGCUACCAAUGGGAAUGGGCCCAGCGGCUCGCAGUCGGCCAAUCCAAAAAUGGGAAUCGCUCGCUUCAUGAGCGAGAUAGUCAAUGCUCAAGAUAGUGUUGGCGACACGGCCCUGAACAUUGCAUCUCGAAUCGGAAACCGCAGUAUUAUUUCACAACUAUUAGAGGUCGGCGCCGAUCCGAAUAUCGCCAACCGUGUUGGCUUGCGCCCCCUUGACUUUGGCAUUGGUAGUGAGAAUGUUGAGGACAAAACGAACGGCGAAGUCAAUGUGGAUAAGAAUGGCGUGACAGGGACGAAUCAACGUAGUCGUGAGAGCAGUGAUGAGAUAGUAGCCUCCAUCUCUCACCUAUUAUCAGAAACAGGCUCAGCUUUCCAAACCGAGAUGAAGGCUAAACAAGCUUCUCUCGACACUCUUCAUACCACUCUCCGCACGACGUCAACACAACUUGGCGAAGCCCGACGAACUUUCGAGCACCUGAGCGCGACACUGAAGAAGCAACAAUUAGCUAGGCAAAAGGUCGCCAAUCUAUCACACGCACGUGAAGAUGAGCAAGUCCGUCUUAUGCAAGAACAGUCUAGAGCAUCACAGCCCAACCCCUCAUCUUCAUGGGAAACAGAGCUAUCUGCUAUGCUCGAGGCCGCUGAUGAUACCUCGGGCGGCGGUUUCGGUGGUGAGGGUCUCCUGCCCUCAGCAGCAGUUCUACGUGCCCGUAUUCGUGCCGUUGAGGGACGUCGCGAUAUGACUCGAAAGAUGGUCACGGCCCUAAAAGGACGGAGUCGCGAUGUCGAAGUCAAGUACCGUCGUGUAGUGGCGCUAUGCACGGGAGUCCAAGAAGACGAGGUGGACGCUGUAAUUGACGGUCUACUCAAAGCCGUGGAAAGCGAACACGAGGAGCUCGAAAUUAACCGUGUGAGACGCUUCCUCGGCGGCGUCGAAGGUGUUGUGCACUGAUGCUAAGUUCUUUGAUUCCUCGACUGCACAGCACACAUCGGGUUGUGCCUAUUGCAGACUGUAACGACUACACUUUCUGUACGAUUCUGUGUUUAUUUGUACACGGUGCUUUUGAUACCCGCUGAGCCCGAAAAGCAUCCCUGCUCGUGGUGGAUUAGAACAAUGGGCGUUUUCUUACUUAUUGCCAAGGGCUCCAUACCUUUCUGUUUAUAUCUCCAUUACUAUUUCAAGCUUUUUGUCACUUGAUCGUUUUGUCUACGAGAACCGAAGAUUGGACGACUACUUAUACCUUUAUUUCUGGACGAGAAGGAGUGUGCGUAAAAGAGGAAAGGGGAGAAGUUGGCUAGAUAGCGUCCUUGACGAGUAAUGGUGUAUAAUAUAUGACAUGAAGAAUAUUCAUUGACGGGGUGCUUUCACUUUGGUGAAUAUAAGUUAAGUGAUAAGAGACUGAGCAGACUUUACGUGUCUCAGUAGAACUCCAGUGUCGCCCAAUUCAAAACUCCAAACGCCAUGCAAUGCCAUGUGAUAUAUACAAACAAGGAGACGGCUUGUCCAGUUUAGCUCCAAUGCCCAGGGCGAUCUUGCCGAAAAUCUGAUGGCAUGUUCAUGCGACGCCGUUGCGAUAUACCCCUUCCCAUCUUUCCUCUACACCCCCAACUUUGUUCCUCAGGACCUUGAUCUCAGCAUCAAGCUCGUCUACGUUCCUUGACAGAGCGCUGACUUCUUCAAAGCGUCUUGAACCCUGGGCAGUCUUGACCAUAGCCUCAACCAUGAAGCGCUGCUCUUCCAAGACAACGAGUCGCUCACGAAGCUCCUUUUCCUCCGCCUCGAGCUGACUAACAACUGUACUCCCUUCACUAGGUGCUUGCGAUGACGUCUCGUCAGCUAACUCUGAGUGUCGUAAACUCGAUCCGGAGUGGUGAUGGGAAGCGAGAAGUCGUGAAGUAGAGACUGCUGUAGAAGAUGAUGCAGAUGAGCGUGAGCGGAGCAGCUGAGGGAGGCUCUUUAGAGGAAGCAUAUUUGUAUGAAGAAAACCACUAGCGUAUGUAUAUAUCGCCAUUUGAAGACGUCGUUGUGUUGGGCUCUCGGUUGGAAGAUCACGCAGGCGCUUCGCAGCAAUGCCAUAUUUUCCAAAGCUAUCAACCAAACGCUUGCGAAUCUUGGCCGCUUCCUGAAUCUGUGCAUGUGUAGGAGGUGGCUUGUUGAGAUCAAUUUCUCCGCUCUCCUUUUUCUCCGGUUGUAGAUUCAGUAAAGCUCGAUGAAAAGAUGGUAGAAGUUGCUGGAUUCCACGCUCAAACUGCCUCAAGGUUUCGUAUGCUCGUUGAUCUGCUGGCUUGUGCUGUAACGAAGCUGCAAAGUCACGAGCGGAGAAGAUGGUGUGCUUGCAAUCACGACACAUCCGAAUGUCUAUCCCAACUUGCCCGUCACCAGUUACUGACAGGGGCUUUUCGGUCCCCGAAGGCGCUUUUGUUGCACCAUUAGUUUCGCUCGACACAUUCAGACCAACUUCAGAAGAACAUCCUGUUUGCGGGUCUCCACAGACGACGCGACCACAUAUACGGCAAUGGUGCCUUCUAAACGUCCAAGAGCCAAAUUCCUGCUGGCAAAAAGGGCAUUUCGAGACGGUAGCAUCUUCUUCCCACGUAACAACAGACUGUUCGAUGAGCUUCCGAGGGUUCUUUUGUCCUGCUAAUGAUGUGACUGGGCCUAGCAAGGAGCCAUUGGAUUGUGUAAGUUUUUCGGGAGGGUUCGCUAGUAAUUUUGUGAGUUUUGUUAAUCGUUUUUCGAGCCGCGAAAUUUCUAAAUUCUGUCGCUCAACCUUUUUCCUUCUUAUUUCCACGAAUGCGUUAGUGUGGUCCGUCAAUACACCUUGGUGAUCAUUAUAUCCUUCUCUUGAUUUAAAGCAUGUCUCGCAUACUCGUGCCCAGUAGCCUCGAACCGGUUCAUGUUUCGCGCUUCGACUCAAUUUCAUUUGGUACAUGGUAUGUUCCUCGCAGAAUAAUCGUCCACAAUGUCGGCAGUUUAUGCUUCCAUUCAAAGGUCCCAGACUUCUUCCGCACGUCGGAUCUGUACAGAGAUCGUAACUUGUAGACCGUUGCCAAUGAUGUCGUGUAAUAAGUUCGUCGGGGUCAACAGGGCCUUCGAGAGGGUUCUUUCCAGCAGCACUAGAUGGCGCGGAAACAGGGAGGGAUUCGUUUGAUUCAAAAACAUCGAGACCGCGUAGUUUCUGGUUGAUGAGGGAGAGAGGCUGAAAUCGUUUGGCCUUGAGAACCUGCUUAUCAAACCACGUCUUGACCUCAUCCUGCUCCUCCUCUGGUAAUUCUUGGUGGUUGUCGUCG
This is a messenger RNA of Fusarium odoratissimum NRRL 54006, 5593 nucleotides long. RefSeq lists its product as uncharacterized. Gene Ontology annotation, molecular function: transcription coactivator activity; DNA binding; protein binding. The transcript has 3 exons. The record is from RefSeq and is a predicted model, not a curated record. Gene Ontology annotation, cellular component: SBF transcription complex; MBF transcription complex. The coding region runs from base 837 to 3254 and encodes 805 amino acids. Lineage: Eukaryota; Fungi; Ascomycota; Sordariomycetes; Hypocreales; Nectriaceae.